AUGGAUGUCGCACUUCCAAUGAAUGACGCAAAUAGUCGCAUUGAGGCCUUCAUAUUUGCAGGUCAGCACCAAGAUGCAGAAUUGCUGAGGAAGAUACUGGCUUCAAAAAUCGAUGCCAGUCUUCAUGCCGAUCCAGAAAAAGCUCUUGAAGACUAUCGAAACAGCCUUAGAGAUGAGGAUGGAGAUUUGGCCCUGCAUUACGCUGUAGAUAAUAGAAACGUUCAAUAUUUGUGGUUCCUAUUGGCAUCAGGCUUUGACGCCCGUGCCAAAAACAAAAGAGGCCAAACGCCGCUCCACGUUUCUUUGCGGAAGGGAUUUGGCGCUGCAUUAGAAAUCCUUGUGGAUGCAAGCAGCAGGAACGAUGAACAAGAUGAAGAUGGAUGUUCCCCGUUGCAUAUUGCUUCAGAAGUGGGAUGUAUCGAAAUGAUUUGGAAGCUGCUUGCAUCGGAUGUCGAUAUCAAUCUCCAAAACUCAAAAGGCCGAACGCCCCUCUACCUCGCUCUACGUCAUGAGGAUGCUGCAGAAUUUCUUAUAGAUGCUGGUUGCAGACUGGAUCACCAAGAUCAAGAUGGGAAUUCCCCUUUGCAUAUUGCUGCAGAAAAAAAAGCCGUCGUAAUAUUUUUGAAGCUGCUUGCUUCAGGCGCCAAUAGUAGUCUCCAAAAUAGAAAAGGCCAAACACCCCUCCACCUCGCUCUAGAUCAUAGGGUUACCGCAGAAAUCAUCAUAGAUGCAGGUUGCAUUAACAAUUAUCAAGAUCAAAACGGCAAUACCCCAUUGCAUGUUGCUGCAAAAAAUCGACAUUUUGGGGUUAUGGCGAAGCUACUGGCUUUGGGCGUCAAUGGUCGCCUCCAAAAUCGAGAAGGCAAAACACCUCUCCACCUGGUUUUGUGUCAGUGUGAUAGAGGUAUAGAUUCUCGAACAGCAGGACUCCUGUUUGAUGAUGGCUCUGAGAACGACCUUCAGGACCAUGACGGGUUGAGAUCUUUGACAGAAAGAGGAAUGGAGCGCAGAGUAGACGAUGAUAACCGAUAA
Uloborus diversus is the source of this 1032-nucleotide messenger RNA. Its product is annotated as death-associated protein kinase 1-like. The record is from RefSeq and is a predicted model, not a curated record. Gene Ontology annotation, molecular function: protein binding. The transcript has 2 exons. Lineage: Eukaryota; Metazoa; Arthropoda; Arachnida; Araneae; Uloboridae. The coding region runs from base 1 to 1032 and encodes 343 amino acids.